Molecule: messenger RNA, 836 nt
Organism: Ilex paraguariensis (yerba mate)
Lineage: Eukaryota; Viridiplantae; Streptophyta; Magnoliopsida; Aquifoliales; Aquifoliaceae
Source: the annotation of a GenBank genome assembly
AUGAACAUGUCAGCUUCUGAAUGCAGCAGUGGGUGUGAAUCUGGUUGGACUAUGUACUUAGAUCAAUUCUCAAACUCUGCAGAACAAUGCCACAGAGUUGGUGAAGAUUGUAGAAGUAAAGGAGAAAAUGUGGAUGAGGAAGAAGAAGAUGAGGAUUUGUCCAUGGUGUCUGAUGCAUCAUCAGGGCCUCCACAUGUCAAUGAAGAUUGCUUUGAUGGAACUGGGUUUUUCGGCUUUGCUUCUUCAGAUUCUGAACAAGUAAAUAAGAACAAGCAGAAAAAUAGAGUAGAACAUGGUGGGAAGCCACAAAAUUCAUAUCUUGAUGAUACUGCUAACUCCCAUUUCUUGAGCUUUUCCAAGGCAAGUCCAAUGAAAACAGAAUUACUACUUAAAAAUAGGGGUUUUCCCAACAAUGAAGCUUCACUGCAGCAUGUCCAGGGAGUCUCUCAAGGCGUUUCUGAGACAAAAUUUAAGGGAAAAUCUGCAAUAAAGAGGCAGUUUGGUUUCUUGCAGCCUUUAAAGCCUGGUAAAGCAGCUUCUGAGAAAUCAGGUGGUUUGCAGGGAAGAAAGUAGCAAUGGGAACUGCCUAUAUCAUAUCUUCUGUCUCUGUUGCUGCAGUUGAGAGAGAGAGAAUGGGGCAUGUAAAAGCAAAAGGCACUACAUUUCUAAGGAUCUUUUGUUUCCUUUCUUCUUUAUUCAAUCUUCUUACUUGUUAUUUGGUCCCUGUCAAUGCAGUGGGAAACAACCGGAGAACAUAAAUGUUAAAAACUGUUAUGUUUUUCUUUUUAUAUAUUUUCAUUCUGUGUCAUCAGUAUCAGUGACAAAUGAGACUUGUG